UCCCACCGUUCUACGUCGCGGAUUCCCUUUUCGACCUUAGUUUUCAUAAUUUUGUGCAUCCGUGUUGUGGUUCUUCCCUUCUAGAAAACAUCAGGGAAGAAGCUUUGGUGGGCCGUUCCUGGACAAACGGCGUUGGUUGCACAAGUGUAUUCCACGAGCAAAGAUAGCGUUUUCCCCACGAGCAAGGCUUAUCUCGUUCAGAGAAGACACUUUCCUUCCCGGAUCCAUUCUUACGGUAAUGCCAAGACGCCUGCUUUCCCUAUCGAAUCUUUAUAAGUCCAUGCUGUGCCCCAGUAUGGUGCUUUUUCGGUCACCAGAAUGAAUUCAAUCAAGGACGAUAUGUCGGAUGGAAUGCUGAGCCCGCCGCAAUUGAGCGAGUCCAAGGGAGAGAAGGAUGGAGGAAGCGGAGGGGGAAAGAGGAAGCGAGACAAGAUUCACAGAAGGAGUCGGUGGGCCUGCGAUGAUUGCAGAGGACGCAAGAUCAAAUGCGAUGGCAAAAUGCCAUGUAUGCCAUGUCGUUUGGCACACCAAGGUCGGCCAAUCCCACAACUUUCAUCUUACCCUUUAUGAACGACGCACUGAAUUGUCGCACAGAAUGCAGCUACACUUUCCAACGCAAGUCCAAGUACUCGGGGCCAUUAUACAUUCAAGAAUUGGAAGAGAGAGUGAGGAUGCUCGAGUCAGAAAAUCAAAAUAUAUCUACUGCUUUGCAUGAUGUGUUUCCUAAUCUCGAUAUUCAUUCCCAUGACCUGGCGGAAACAAUUCGGAGGCAGGUCUACGAGUCGAGAAAGCACGACCAAUCCUCUGCCGAUAUGCAACUGAUUUCAAGGCAAGGCGAAUUCCAUUCCGAAGUGUCGAGUAAUCCUGGAGAACUCCUUGAGACGAUGAUCGAGGCUGCUGGCCGGUUGAGCAUCGACGAGGAAGGCCACUGUCAAUACCACGGCGAUUUUGCUGGCAUCGCAUUCUUGCAACAGAUCGAUGAAAGAUGCAGUCAAUUGCUUGGUGUAACACGACCCAAAAGAGGACCAUUCUCGAAGACACCAUUACAGCAAGCCUUUGGAUCUGCGAUACCUUCCAAUCAGCUCUCAGCGGACCCGAUGAUUAUGUUCAAUCUUCCACCCAAAGAGACUGCCCAGCAGCUUACUGGCAUGGCCCUGGACAAUGCUUUCAGUCUGAUGACCUUCAUUCACAAGCCAAUUUUCAACAACCUUCUCACUCGAAUCUAUGCUACCAAACCAGAGAAUUAUUGCACAGAAGAGCUAGCAUUCUUGCCUCUACUAUAUGUCACAUUGGCUAUAGGUGAGCUUUUCUCUGGCUCGGGUAGUGAGGCCCACCCCACUGGUAGCCUCAAUCACAUGAAAGGUGUGAAAUGGUUUCGAGCCGGACAAGCUUUGAUCGAUACAGCAAACUGUCGCGACAUGUUGUCGCUGCAAACCUUGGUCUGCAUUAUAAUAUAUCUUCAGUCCUCUGCUUUGAUGCAUUCAUGUUACUCGUACAUCUCGACAGCGAUCUCAGUCUCGCUCCAAAUGGGGCUACAUCGUGCGGAAACAUCAUUAGACCCCAUCGAGCAAGAGACGCGAAGAAGAGUAUUCUGGGUUCUUCAGACAAUGGAGACAUAUGUGACUACCUUGCUGGGUCUGCCCACAGUCCUGGAUGAUGAAGAUAUUGACCAGGACCUACCACAGUGCGCCGAAGAUUUUCUGAAAGGCUCAGAAAGCACCAGACCCGAAGUGCCAGUUACUCAUCGUCCGGUGGCACCUGUGGUUGCACACAUCAACUUGUUGAAGAUCCAGAGAAGAAUUGUCAAAGAUAUCUAUCCAAGAACGUUGCGUCGUGGAACUGGACGAGCGUAUCGAGUCAACUACGCCCGUGUCCUCGAGUUUGACAAAGAGCUUGAGGAGUGGCACAAGCAGAUCUCUGCUCCAAUGCAGAGUGAAAGCGAUCAACCCGGAAUCAUUAGGACACAACUUCUCCUUCGUCUAGCAUAUGCACAUGUUCAGAUGGUGUUGUAUCGUCCGUUCAUUCUUCACGUUAUUCGAACAUCACCGUCAGAUCCGCCGGACAUGCGUUCUUUCGCUUGUGCCUCUUCUUGUAUCAAAGCCGCUAUGCAGAUAGUAUGGCUAAUUGAGGGUCUUGAACAUCGUGGCCUUCUGAUCAGUGAAUAUUGGUUCACAGUAUACAUUACGUUCUUCGCCGUUAUGGCUUUGUGCAUGUUUAUCAUUAGCAAUCCUGAUGAUCCCACUUUCGAUGAUGCACUAAGUACCGCUGAAAAGGGGAGGCGGAUACUAAUCAAACUGGCGAGCGAAAGCGUACCUGCUGAGAAGUGUGUAGCAUCUCUAGGAACUCUUUUCGAUAAGAUCUCUUUGCUUUGUCUCGAGCACCAGAGAUCUCGCGAAUUAGCGAGAAGUCCACCUCAGGUUACUCAAUCUAUGACUUCUCCAACGCAAUUGUCCUUUGCAAACUUGCCUACUUUUCCAGCUGAGGCUCAAACCCCAUACAGAAAUCUGCCAAACGAUUCUGGAGUUGAUCUCCCAUCUCAACCUGCGCUUACUUUCACAGCUCCCGAAAUACCACAAGGCCCAAAUCAAGACUAUAAUAGUCCCUUCGCAGACACCCAUAUGCAGCAAGGAGGAUUGCUUGCAAUGGCGUAUCCACCACUGGAUGGAUUUACUGCUCAUCCUCAGCAACCUCCUCUACCAAGCCCAAUAUACGGCCAUUUCGCAAGCCCAACUGAUAAUGAGUAUUUUCCGUACUUCAAUGCGGGCUGGGAGGAUGGGAUCCUGCCAUAUCGGGAGAUGGAACAUUGACUUGCAUGCGAGUAGGCCAGGAGGAUUCGAAUUUGAUCUCAACACGUGAUGGAAAUCAAACCUUCGCUGCUGAAAUCAUCGAGAGCUUCUCGUUAUCAUGCUCAACUCCUUCACCUCAACUUCUGUGAUCUCUUCACAAACUACAAACUCCAAACCUAGGAGCAGAGCCAAGAGUCUAUCAUGAGGGGUAAAUCAUGUGAUCAUGCAUGUUCCACGAGGCGCUCCUGCAGCAA
Molecule: messenger RNA, 3040 nt
Organism: Mollisia scopiformis
Lineage: Eukaryota; Fungi; Ascomycota; Leotiomycetes; Helotiales; Mollisiaceae
Exons: 4
Coding region: 486-2807 (773 amino acids)
Biological process (GO): positive regulation of transcription by RNA polymerase II; DNA-templated transcription
Cellular component (GO): nucleus
Molecular function (GO): sequence-specific DNA binding; zinc ion binding
Source: RefSeq, a predicted model, not a curated record